CAUAAAAAGAUAAGUCCCGGAUGUGAACUAGGUGAAUACAGGUGGUUGAUAACGGGUGUAAACCGACGUCUUAACGAUCCGGCACAGACGGUCUACAGACAUGGGCUGGUGGGCGGUGUAUUGGUGCCUAGUUUUGGAAGUGCUUCUGCUGACGUCACUGUCGUCUGCUGCUAAAAAUUACGUAAUAACAGAAGGACAGGGAUCACUGACCGUUCAAAUCAAUGACGUCACGGUAUUGAACCACACCCUGCAGUCACCUGCGUUUUAUGUUGGACAGGGAAGGACAGUUUUUGUGGAAGCCUUAGGGAACUUCCAUGUGAGAAACUACAUACAAGAAAAAAUCGCACUACGGAGAAUUUCAAAUAUCCAGAAAACAAAUACCUCGGACGUUUAUAACUUCACAGAUGGCGGAAUUUACACAGUUCAGGUUACUUUUGAGACAAAGCUCGACCAGGACCUAGUCGUAUCGUUUAAAAAAGUCGGUCACAAUUACACCCACACCUGGGUGGUCCUGGCGGCCUCCCCCUCAGACAAAAUCUACGGCGGGGGUGAGCAGUUCACCCACCUUAACCUGAGGGAGAGGACCUACAACUCGUUGGAGUUCUUCUCUUCCCUACGCUCCGACGACCUCACCUACCCAAUAUGGACGCGAGAGCAAGGUGUUGGGCGAGACAAGAGGACCAACACCACGUUCUUUGCCGACCUCCAGACGGGGGGUGGGGGAGACUUCGCCACCACCUACUUCCCCCAGCCCACCUUCAUCACGUCCAGGAAGUACUACUUUCACUUCACCACCACCAGCUACAUGGUCUUUGACUUCAGCUUGCCGACCUUUCACCAAGUGUUCAUCAAUGGAGACUUCGGUGACAUCUACUUCAAAUCCUCGCCAUCUUUUCAGCCGUUGGUAGGAAACCUGUCGUCCUUGUUUGGACGAAUGCCAAAACUUCCUCCAUGGGUGUAUGAUGGUAUCAUCAUGGGAGUCCAGGGAGGGACUGACGUCAUGAUGAAAAGGUACCAGCAAGCCAAGGCCGAGGGUGUCAACAUCCGGGGUCUGUGGAUCCAGGACUGGUCGGGGAUCAUCAGAACUUCGUUUGGCCAAAGAGUGUUCUGGAACUGGCAAUGGAAUGCCACGAGGUACCCAGAUUUAGACAAGAAAAUCAAGGAACUGAAGCAGGAUGGCGUGAGGGUCACUGUGUAUAUGAACCCCAAUCUUAACAACCAAGGCCCUCUCUUCAAGGAGGCAGAGAAGAAUGAUUACCUCGUCAAAAACAGGACCGGUCAGACCUAUCUCUUUAACUUUGGCGAAUUCUUCUGUGGGAUCGUGGACCUCACCAAUGGCGCCGCCUACAACUGGUACAAAGACCAAAUCAAGAGGAAUAUAAUAGACCUUGGUAUUGGCGGGUGGAUGGCAGAUUUCGGGGAGUACCUUCCUGUCGAUGCCAUUCUGAUGGGAGGCUCUGGGGCAAUGUUCCACAAUCACUGGCCGGUUCUGUGGGCCAAGUUAAAUCGGGAGGCUGUCCAGGAGUCGGGAAAGGAGGGGGAGGUGGUGUUCUGGAUGCGGGCUGGACAUACAGGUACUUCAAAAUUCACGACCUUGAUGUGGCUUGGUGACCAGAACGUGGAUUGGAGCGAGGGUGACGGCCUCCCCUCCGUGGUCCCCUCGGCCCUGUCCUCGGGUCUCUGUGGGAUAGGUAUGACCCACAUUGACAUCGGUCUGUACACCACGUUUGGGGCCUUGGGUCUGAAAAGGUCGGCGGAGUUACUGCUCAGGUCUGCUGAAAUGGCCGUGUUCUCGCCAGUAAUGAGGACUCACGAAGGCAAUCAGCCGGGUUACAAUGUUCAGAUGUACACUUCUGUCACCAUUCUUCGUCUGUUCAAGCGUUUGGUUGAUCAGCACAAAGCGUUGUCCAACUACACGUCUGCCGCCAUGGAUGAUUACGUCACUUCCGGUCUCCCGCUUCAAAGACCCUUGUUUCUCAUGUAUCCAGGGGAUCAAAAGACAUUUGAUAUAAAGUACCAAUAUAUGUAUGGCGCCGAUAUACUUGUAGCCCCCGUUAUUCACCCAAAUGUCGUGAAAAAAGACGUAUACCUUCCAAAUGAUAAGUGGAUUUAUCUGUGGAAUAAAACUGACAUGAACCCAGGGAUGGUGACUGUAAAUGCACCUAUUGGUUUACCUCCCGUGUUUGUUCGAAAGGACAGCUCUUUCAGAGAUGACAUAUUGUCUCUGGCAGACUAUAAAUACAUUCCGUUUGACCCGUCCCCUCCUAACAAUGUUUCAAACGAUUCUUCUUUUGUAGACAUUUUAUCUUCCGUUAUAUUAGUUGCUUUUUGUACGUUGUUUGCUCUUAGAAGCACAGGUUUGUAAAGUUUGAUCAUAGUUGAUCGCGAGCCACUAAAAUUGCUUCAAAGGCAUGACUGCACUUGUUUCAUUUUAAGUAUUAUUUCAUAAAAGGCAUGCGAUAUUCAGAGGCUUAUACUCAUCAAUGUUGUGCGUGUGGAUAUGGCAUAUACACUGUAUAUUAGGAAUUUUAUCAUAUAUUCUAAAAAACAAUCCCGUCACAAAAACUACACAGCUCCUUAUUCAUUGGUCCCUUUAUUGAAUUGAAAAUUCAAAAUCAAGUAUUAACCUGGUGGAUCCAUUAGAAUGAACAAGACCUUGGACUUUCAGAAGGAUGUAACUAUCUAUUUCUUGCGUCAAAACAAGUUAAAAUGACGCUGGUUUCAAGUGAAAUCUACACCGAUUGCGUAGUCUUCGCUCAAAAUCCAGACAUAUCCUGGUUGAGUGGCCUAUAAUGAAAUAGACAGGCCUUCGUCACAUGGCGUUUGACACAACAAUACUUAAAGUCCAAACUCUUUUUAAAAUGGUUCUAUUUGUCCAGUGAAAUAAAAUUAAUGAAAAAUCAUAAAAAGAUGCUCAUCUUAA
Molecule: messenger RNA, 2923 nt
Organism: Magallana angulata
Lineage: Eukaryota; Metazoa; Mollusca; Bivalvia; Ostreida; Ostreidae
Product: sulfoquinovosidase-like
Exons: 10
Coding region: 101-2365 (754 amino acids)
Biological process (GO): carbohydrate metabolic process
Molecular function (GO): carbohydrate binding; hydrolase activity, hydrolyzing O-glycosyl compounds
Source: RefSeq, a predicted model, not a curated record